UUUUCCCUCACUGGCCACCGUAGGCUACGUCAUAGGUAAACACUCUAUGCUAGGUUUAGCCACACACUUGGGAGCUAACAUGGCUUUUACACUCUACUCCCUCAUUCAAGCAGCGAUUCUGUGCGUGAACGCCGUGGCUGUGUUACACGAAGAACGAUUUUUAAGUAAAAUCGGCUGGGGAGUGGACCAGGGCGUGGGAGGAUUUGGUGAUGAACCAGGCAUCAAGGUGCAGCUCAUGAACCUGAUUCGGUCUGUAAGGACCGUAAUGAGAGUUCCUUUGAUAGCAGUAAAUGCGGUCUGCAUCGUUUUGCUGCUUCUGUUUGGAUGAAGAAAACGAUUAAAGAAAGAAGCGAUUGGAUCAUCCAUCCCAGAAAGCUGUUGAUGUUUACAAUGUUGAUUAAAAAGCCAUCACACAAUAAGACAUUUUAGUCUUACAACGUAUUUGCCCAACAUUGUAGUGGUGUCAUGAAAUUGUGAAAUUCGUUGUAUUCCUGUUAAUAAAAAUUUUGUCCCAUC
Messenger RNA from Doryrhamphus excisus (bluestripe pipefish), 516 nucleotides. RefSeq names its product immediate early response 3-interacting protein 1. Gene Ontology annotation, cellular component: endoplasmic reticulum membrane; Golgi membrane; COPII-coated ER to Golgi transport vesicle. Gene Ontology annotation, biological process: endoplasmic reticulum to Golgi vesicle-mediated transport. The record is from RefSeq and is a predicted model, not a curated record. NCBI's taxonomy places the organism in Eukaryota, Metazoa, Chordata, Actinopteri, Syngnathiformes, Syngnathidae.